AUGUCCUACUGCUUGCCCCUAUGCCUGAGUCUGUUCUCCCUUGAUUUCGUGGGAAGUGUCAGCAAGUGCCUGUACCAAGAGCUUCCCGAGACUUCAACACAGACUCAACAGCGAAGCACCUCUCAGUCCCCAAACCCUUCCAACCAACAUGGCUUCCAGCAGCAUGAUGCGAACGGCUCAACCCAUGGCUCUCUACAGCAACAGCGAACUCGCAGCAUGUCACCGCAGUCUAACCCACGCGACGGCGGCUUCGGCGCCCUUGCUGAAGGCGUCAGUGCCGAUUCCCUCGAAGAACGACUGCGCGGACUGAACGUCCAGGCCCAGUCCGAUGCUGGAUGGUCCAAAACCUUGGGCGAACGAAUAUCCGCAUACGAGAAUGCAUUGACACCAUCUGUCCCUAAACAAGCUCUAGGCUUCAAGGUCGUCAAACGCGCUGAUACCGAGUUCGACCGCGUUCACAUAACCGACUUCCCCAAUGAGAUUCUCACGCAUAUCCUAUCCCACUUGCACCCCGACUCGCACGCGUCCGUAGCUCUCGUAUCGAAGCAGUUCUAUACCUUGGUCACGACGCCCCAUGCUUGGCGCAUGGCAUUCCAGCGUUUCUUUCCUGGCCAGGAUGCUCUCGCGGCCUCUGAUAAAAACCAAUGCGCAACCUGGGGUCAGGAUGAUUCGGACAUUGUUCGCUCGGAAAUUCGAUAUUUCACUCGUCUCACUCCGCAUGCAUCCUGGCGCAGUGAGUAUCUUCUAAGAACUCGACUCCUUCGUAGCCUCUCUAGAGGCAAGCCGGGAUCAAGUUCAGGAGGUAUUGGAUCCUCCUCGCGAAAUAGCCAGUCGGGCAAGAAGGGAAGCGCGGUGUUGACCUAUAAUACCAAGCUGCCAUCGAUGGUGACCCAUGUUCACGCUACCUUCAGGACCAACGGAAAGAAGCCACCUCGCGUGGUACAUGGCGCAGCAGACGUGGGAGUCGGCAGCACCAGUGACCCUACAAGCGGGAAAGUCGAGAAAUGGGGAUUAGACGACCCGUUCGCGUUCGCUCAGCUGGACGAGGUCAUGCCGCAGCUUCUGCCUUAUGGUGUUGGCGAGGGCCCCGCAGCUGUUCCAAAUGUGAUGGACGUUAGUCAACCAUAUGGACUUGUGGGCGGCGAAGGGUUCCCUGGCGGUCGUGUUUUCUACCGUGCGACCGGCGAAUACAGGGGCAAGUAUCUGGGCGAAGAGGCGGGCCUCAUUGAAGCUCAUCCUGAUAUCCCGAAGAUUCCCGAGCUUUCGGAGGGAAUCUGCUCUGUAUGGGUUGCGAAGUCAUCCUCUGUUCCCUCCAUGACCCAGUCGGUGGUCGGAAUCAUGGCUGGAUCUUCCCUGGGGGUUGUUACCGCAUACGCGCUGGGUUACGACCCGUCUGGUCCACGAUAUACGGCAGGCGAAAUAAGUGCUCGCUGGGUGCUUAGUCCAGGCGUACCCAUCAUCGCACUUAAGGUCGAUGAUAACUACAGUCAAAAGAGGAAGUCACUGAACCGAGUAUGGGCCGUUGCCUUGAAUGCUCUAGGUGAAGUCUUCUACUUGACUAAGCCCCCUACUCCUCUCGCCACAAAGUCAAAAGCCGAUGACAGCACCAAGCUCGCUUGGUACGCGGGCCGCACGACAUAUUGGUAUCUCGUGGAAGCCACCAGACGCCAAGCACGUCCAGAUGAGUCCGGAAGGAAUGCCGUUCGGGGUGCGUAUUCGCCCAGGUCUCCUUCGACUGACAUGGACCUGAAGAAAGAUCAGAUGGUGGCAGAAGCUCGGGAGAUCGAGAGAUUUCUUCACUAUAGGCCUUCGCACUUCCGCAAGGUCUGUUAUGGCUGGGACAUGCGUCGAAGGCUUGAAGUCGACUUUGCCGCCGACGAUGAGCAUCACGCUGGCGAAAGUAUCUUUGUUGUCGACUGCGCCCUAGAGGAGGACCAGGUUUCUGCUCUGAGACGAUUCACGCGAACUGUCUCUAGUGAUAGCCAGCCGGGUGCUACUCCGUUUCACGCUUCGGAGAUUCCAGCAGAAGUAACCUCUGCCCCAUCUAUCUUUGGUGGAGGCAGUGCUAGGUCAUCUUCUCCAAACUCCUCUGGCUCCCCCUUACUCAAAAGGGUGUUGUCUGCAUCAGGCAAGCGUUCUUCACCAGCUGAAUCCAACGCUGUUAAGCCUGGAAUGGACGAUUGGCUUGAGACCGCUUGUCUUUCCAAAGAGCUCGGCACGGUGAAGAUUACUGCAAGCAGUGUCGACACUUCGCUUCUAGCUCUGGUCACAUCUUUUGAAGACCCUUUGAAAGAUGCUGCUGGCUCCUCCACGAGCAUCCCCGCCACGCCAACAGGACAAGCACGCUCAGACAUUCCGGGUCGGCGAGCAAGACUCCUUGGAUUGGGCACCGAUACAGGCAAGGUGUUGCUUUGGAACAUGCGAGAGAAACACACUGGCGACGGCAUUCAACCAAUUCGCAUCAUCCAGACCGAGUCCCCUGAGAUUUCAUGUUUGGCGCUUUCGGCUCUGUACUUGGUACAUGGUGGCAGUGAUGGGCUUGUCCAAGCCUGGGAUCCCCUCGCUUCGACUCUGGAUCCAAUCCGAACUCUGAACUCACGUUCACCAGGCCGAAUGCCUCGCCAUCUGCUAGCGGUCAAUCCAACCCUGCGCAAUUCGAAUCUGUCCGCUGUGGGGGCUAUCUAUCUAGAUCCUGACCCCACGGUACUACAUGGAGUCGUAGCUUUUGGCACAUUCGUGCGUUACUGGGCAUAUAGCUCUUCAAACCAAGCCGCUGGCCGUAAGCGUAGACUGCGACACUCUGAUAUGCAGGGUCGUGCCAGCGGCCGACGACACGGUGGUGGCGUCAAGGGCUACAUUGCUGCCGAAGCCGAAGAGCUACGUACCGAGCAGCAGCACAAGGCCAGAGAACAGGCCCGCCUACGGUCUCGCUUUGGCGUUGGACUUGGUGACCUGACUGAAGAGGAAGCUCUUCGUUAUGCCGAGAUCGUAUCGCAGGAAGCUUUCAUGGCGGACGAACAGCGGCGCCUAAGUGCUAGUGAUACGGGCUCCGCUGCUGACUUUGACACAACCUCUACGACCGGUAGCAUGGAUACCGUCACGCCCGAACCGAGUGUGACUGGUGGUUUCAGCCCGCCUACUGCUAAUACUAGUGCUCCAGUCGAUACUACCGACGAGAGUGACUAUGAGCUUCAGAUUCAAGCGGCAAUCCGGCUGUCUCUGCUUGAAGGUGUCAAUGAUAUGGGUCGAUCACCCAGGGGCAAUAGUUCCGCAGAAUACGAUGUCCCAAUCACAUUCAAGGAGAAGAGGGGCAAGAGAUCCUCAUCUAGCUCACCUUCUCCAAGUCAUACGCCCAUGGUCAAACGAGCUGAUUCGUCAAGCGCAGCUGUGGUCUCUCCUGUUGCGGAUGAUGAUUUGGAGUUGGCUAUACAGCUCAGUCUCGCGGAAGAGGAGAGCAGGAAUUCGAUCAUGGCUAGUUUGGAGACUCAGGAUGAUGAGUUCCCGCCACUUGAGGGUGAGGGAUUUGGGAAGGGCAAAGGAAAGGCCGUUUGA
Anthostomella pinea is the source of this 3552-nucleotide messenger RNA. NCBI's taxonomy places the organism in Eukaryota, Fungi, Ascomycota, Sordariomycetes, Xylariales, Xylariaceae. The record is from the annotation of a GenBank genome assembly.